UCGAUGCGGCGGGGACCGCGGGCGUCGGAGAUGCCAAAGCCUCGAUUAUGAUAUCGAUUCAAUACUGCUACUUCAUCUAUCGUCAGACACCAAGGAAUCAGAUCGAAUUGUAGCCGACCAAUUUCUACUAGCAUACAUGCCAUUCCCCGAGAAAUAACGUCCUCCGCCCUAAAUACUCCUUUACGACCUAUAGAUCAAUAGUUCACCCAACCAGGGACCCCAUCAUCCCCACAUGCCCAAUAUCCGUUCAAUUUAUAACCCCAUUUCCUAUCGCGCUCCCUACCGCGGAUUGCCCCCGGCUCAUGACCGCCCACGACGCUCGGCCCAUCUCCAAGCCCACCACCACAAUAUAUACCAGCUCCCUUCCCGAAUUGCAAUUCCCGCUCCGCUGGGCUGAGAGGACUUGGGAGAGGCGGGGACGUAGAGGCGAUGGGAAAUCAUGUAUCUUGGCGAUUCAUUUAUGGAGAUUGCGAGGGGAUCAGCCGCGGGACGUAUGGGCGGGGAUGGGCGAUAUUGGGUCGGGUGUGGGUUUAACUUUUAUAGUUUACUGGGUGGGAUGCUGGGGGGCGGAGGAUAGGGUCGGGGUUUCGGGGGUGGUUAGAUCUGAGGGGCUGGCAAGUUGUGGUUCGCUGUCGAUAAUAUACAUAAUAGUAUAUACAUGCGCCAAAUUUCGCGACCCUUGGAGUCGAGGCGGGGGAGCGUUGGUGCAGGUUGAAAUAGACGGUCAUAUCGCUGAUUGGUAUUGUCGACUUGAACAAUUGGUCACAUCGGAGAGAGAGAGGGAGUUGGUUCCGGCUGGCGAGUGGACUCGUUGCGAUCUAGACGAUGCGACGCAGAAUGCUGUGGCUGCUCAACUUCGAAGUUCUGUGAAACGUGGUGGAUGGAUAUAUCCUGAGCUAGUAUUCGAGAUGGCUGAAACCUUUCGCUUUGGUACAGAUAGCGGGCUUAGGAGGCAGCGUUCAAAUACGGAACAUGAAGGCUGAUGGUUGUACCGAAUGUCAGGUAGGCUGACCGCCGACUGUAGUGGUCAAUUUGACAUUCCUUGGUCCUGGUGUUUUGGACCACGAUAUUAGGAGGCUGGACUGGAUGCAGGUGAGAUUUGACGCCAGGCUGAGAUUGAUAGGGACAGCCUGACAGCCUGAACCUGAUUGACAUUUGACACAACAGACACGUUGUUUCCCCCAGCGCGAUUGGUGUUCCUU
Messenger RNA from Eremomyces bilateralis CBS 781.70, 1202 nucleotides. RefSeq lists its product as uncharacterized. The coding region runs from base 303 to 983 and encodes 226 amino acids. The transcript has a single exon. NCBI's taxonomy places the organism in Eukaryota, Fungi, Ascomycota, Dothideomycetes, Eremomycetales, Eremomycetaceae. The record is from RefSeq and is a predicted model, not a curated record.